AUGGCCGGCCCCGCGCCCCGCACCGUCCUCGUCACCGGCUGCUCCUCCGGCAUCGGCCUGGCCGUGGCCGUGCGGCUGGCGCAGGACCCCCAGCGCCGCUUCCAGGUCAUCGCCACCAUGCGGGACCUGCGGAAGAAGGAGAAGCUGGAGGAGGCGGCGGGGCCGGCGCUGGGCAAGACGCUGAGCAUCCAGCGCCUCGACGUCUGCAGCGACACCUCGGUGGCCGAGUGCCUGAGCAGCAUCCCCGGGGGACGGGUGGACGUGCUGGUGAACAACGCCGGCGUGGGGCACGUGGGCCCCGUGGAGAGCAUCAGCGUGGAGGAGAUGAAGCGCGUCUUCGAGACCAACUUCUUCGGGGCGGUGAGGAUGGUCAAGGCCGUCCUGCCCGAUAUGAAGCGGCGCCGGAGCGGCCACAUCGUGGUGGUCAGCAGCGUCAUGGGGCUGCAGGGGAUCGUCUUCAACGACGUCUACGCCGCCUCCAAGUUCGCCGUGGAGGGGUUUUGCGAGAGCUUGGCCGUGCAGCUGCUGCAGUUCAACGUCUUCGUCUCCAUGGUGGAGCCGGGCCCCGUCAACACGGACUUCGAGCUGAAGCUGAUGGAGGAGGUGUCGCGAUCCGAGUUCCCCGGCGCCGACGAGGCCACGGUGCGCUACUUCAAGGACGUCUACCUGCCGGCCUCGCACGAGAUCUUCACCACGCUGGGGCAGAGCCCGGCGGCCGUGGCCAAGGCCAUCGCGAGCGUCAUCGGGGCGCAGCGCCCGGCGUUCCGCACGCAGACCAACGGCCUCUACACGCCGCUGGUGGCCCUCAAGUACGCCGACCCCUCGGGGGACCUGUCGGUGCGCACCUACCACCGCCUCCUCUUCCACUACGGGACCCUCUUCCACCUCAGCAUGGCGGCGCUGCGGUGCCUCACCUGCGGCUGCUUCCGUCGCAGGAUCGCCCCGCUCUGA
Messenger RNA from Cygnus atratus (black swan), 951 nucleotides. It is a transcript of the gene RDH8, whose product is annotated as retinol dehydrogenase 8. Gene Ontology annotation, cellular component: cytoplasm. Gene Ontology annotation, biological process: estrogen biosynthetic process. The record is from RefSeq and is a predicted model, not a curated record. The transcript has 6 exons. Bases 1 to 951 code for a protein of 316 amino acids. Gene Ontology annotation, molecular function: estradiol 17-beta-dehydrogenase [NAD(P)+] activity. NCBI's taxonomy places the organism in Eukaryota, Metazoa, Chordata, Aves, Anseriformes, Anatidae.